ACCAGGUCGCGCUCGCCGCUGCUCCACACGCCUUGCUCCACACGCGCCACCACCAUGCCCGACACCGCUCGCGAGGCGGCUCCCUCAGCAUGAUGGAAAUGUUAUAACCCUGUUUUGGUCGCAUGACUGCCAUAACUGCAUGUUAUGUCCUGACGUAAUAUUGUUUGACUGCCAUAGGGGAAUAUAAUCGUUGGUGUCCGCGUGUCCCGUGUGUCCCUGUGAUGUGUGUUAUGUUUAUGGACAGUGUCCAAGGGGGGAGCUAGGAGGCACUCACCUCCUAGUGCCUCCCUGUGUCUCUGGUGGCUUUGCACAGUGCCAAGAGCCAACAAAGUCUAUGUCAUUUACCUGUGUGUUUUAGGAGGCUCCUGAGACCCGGAGCAGACAGCGGGAGACUCGGUGCCACCGAAAGGUAGUAUUGUGAGUGCCAGAUGGAGUGCCUGACGGAGGUGAUGCCCCGGGGCCGCUGUAACACGUGGCCCCCGCCGUCCCAGGACGAAGCUCCCUCCCAGCACUACUUCCCUCCUACGGCCAUGGCUCCUCACCAUGGGCAGCAAUACCCCGAGGUGGGCGACAGCGCCCCGUGCGGCCUCACCCCGGCUGCAGUGCCUGCAAACAGCAGCAAGAAGGGGGGCAGCACCCGCAGGAACGCGUGGGGCGGCAUGAGCUACGCCGACCUCAUCACCUCGGCGAUCAGCUCCUCCCCCGAGAGACGCCUCACGCUCGCCCAGAUCUAUGACUGGGUGGUGGCCAACAUACCUUACUUCAAGGACAAGGGCGAUUCGAACUCAUCCGCAGGAUGGAAGUCGUCUUUUACACGAGCAUAUAAAUGCAAUAGCGCCAAAGCUCAUACAAUUAUAUCGACGCGCUUCACACUUGAGGGUGAACUAGCCAAACCGGGUCUCACAUCUCGCUGA
Molecule: messenger RNA, 914 nt
Organism: Penaeus monodon (black tiger shrimp)
Lineage: Eukaryota; Metazoa; Arthropoda; Malacostraca; Decapoda; Penaeidae
Product: forkhead box protein O4-like
Exons: 3
Coding region: 429-914 (161 amino acids)
Biological process (GO): regulation of transcription by RNA polymerase II
Cellular component (GO): nucleus
Molecular function (GO): RNA polymerase II cis-regulatory region sequence-specific DNA binding; DNA-binding transcription factor activity, RNA polymerase II-specific
Source: RefSeq, a predicted model, not a curated record